Molecule: messenger RNA, 3771 nt
Organism: Drosophila willistoni
Lineage: Eukaryota; Metazoa; Arthropoda; Insecta; Diptera; Drosophilidae
Product: RNA-binding protein 25
Exons: 5
Coding region: 347-3469 (1040 amino acids)
Biological process (GO): mRNA processing; regulation of alternative mRNA splicing, via spliceosome
Cellular component (GO): spliceosomal complex
Molecular function (GO): mRNA binding
Source: RefSeq, a predicted model, not a curated record
AUCGAUGUUUUCUCCACCUCUAUUGUGAAAAAGGAAGGAAAAAAAUUGCUUUCGAAUUUACGUGUAAUAGUUUGGGUUGUAUGCGUCUAUGGAUAUAUCACUGAGCCAACGAAUUGAUCAAUCAAUCAACAAUUGAAUUAAGAUUUCAAACUAGAUAUCACAUCACACACUCUACUUCUCUUCCGCUCACUCCCCCUGUGCCUGUGGCGUUUGCACGCGUAUCCCUGUGUGCGUGCGUGUGUGUGUGUGUGUGUGUGCGUCUCUUUCGUGUGGCUGUGUGUGUUUUGUCGGCUUUAAAUUUCAUUUCUUUUGGCAAAAAAGCGGACAAAACGACAACAAUUAGAAAAUGUCAUAUCCACCGCGUGCUCCAAUGCCGCCGUAUUUGAAUGCUUCGAUUCCACCUCCGCAUAUGAUGCAGUCGAUGGGUAAUCCACCACGAAGUUUUCGGAAUUCGGCAACCAUCAGUUCACAGCCCACAGUUUAUCAUCGGCCGCCGGAGCCGCAGCCACAAUUUCGUGGACCCAUUAUCACGGUUUUUGUGGGCAAUAUAAGUGAACGUGUGCCAGAGGCUCUUCUGAAACGCAUCCUGGCCUCCUGCGGUGUAGUAAUCAAUUGGAAACGUGUCUCCACAUUCGGCUUUUGCGAGUUCGAUGGCCCGAUUGCGGCAAUGCGAGCUGUCCGCCUUCUCAGCGAGAUGGAAAUCGAUGGGAAGAAGCUGGUGGCCAAAGUCGAUGCCAAGAACAAAGUCCUGAUUGAGGAUUACAAGGAACAGGAGUGCAAAAAUGGCGAGGGCGCCAAUACCUUGGAUGAGAAGACUGAGGACGAGUAUGCCAUUAGCCAGAUGCAUGAUCUUCUCGAAGAGCAUAAGCAUGAGUUCGAAGGAUUCGAUGGUACACAACGGGGUGGCGAUCUGUAUGGGUCUGGAACGCGUGUCAAGAAGGUGAGACGCGAGGAUGAUCUGAAGAUCAAGGUACUGAACGAUAAUGCCUUAGAGGAAGAGAAAAGGAAUCUGAUUAGCAGUGAGAUUGGUAAAUUCCGGAAGCGAGCCGAAGCGGAUGAGCAUCGUAAAGAGCUGGAAAAGGAGAAGGAAAAAGAGAAAAAGGAAAAGGAACGCAAAAAGCAACAGCGCGAAGAGCAACGUAAAGCCAGCAGCAGCACCACCAGUACCAGCUCCUCCAGCAAAUCUAAUCCACCAGAUGCGGAAAGAAGUCAGGAUGUGGAAAUCAUUGAAGAGGCCACAUCCUCUGGUCCCUCUGGAGCAGUUUCAGCCACCUCACCUGUUCAAGCGUCGGCGCCACCCGCACGACAUACCGCCACAAGUAGUAGUAGCAGUAGCCGUAAAGAGCCAUCAAUUGUUAGCGUUGAAAGGCGACCCGAUUCCAAAGAGUCACGCCGCCGCCGUUCCAAGUCACGCUCCAAGGAUUUGCCUGCCAUUUCUGAACGAGAAAUCCGUGAGAUGCGGGACAAGGAUCGCGAGCGUGAACGGGAACGCGAGCGAGAACGUGAACGGGAGCGCCAGGAGAUGCGGGAGCGGGAGAGAGAGCGCCUGGAGUUGCGUGAGCGUGAACGGGAGCGCGAAAGGGAACGGGAAAGGGAACGAGAACGGGAGCGAGAACGAGAUCGCGAACGGGAAGAAAAGACUCUGAAGCCAGUGAGAGACACACGACGCGAAAAGGAAAUGGAGGAGGAGAUGCGCGAACGCAAAAAAGCUGAGAAGAAGGCGCGCGAAAAGGAGGCGGCCUAUCAGGAGCGUCUCAACAAUUGGGAGAUUCGAGAGAAACGCCGGGCUAAAGAGAACGAGAAGUAUCGGCUCAAGGAGCUGCUACGUCAGGAGGAACGUGAAACGGAUGCCAAACGUCUAAAGGAAUUUGUCGAGGACUACGACGAUGAACGUGAUGAUUCGCUAUAUUAUCGUGGACGAGAGCUGCAGCAACGUUUAGCCGAACGCGUGCGAGAAGCCGAUGCCGAUUCCAAGGAUCGCGAAAAGGAAGCCGACGAAUUGGCCGAGCUAAAGAACAAAAUAUUUAACGGCGAAUUCGAGAAUCCUACGCAGGAAUAUGAGAAGGCGCGACGCGAAAUUGAAAAACUCUACGAGCCACGCAUCAUCAUCAAUGUCAAUCUGGAGGCAGUGCAGCGUAAAUCCGAUCUACCACAAAUAAGCUCAGCGCAAGCCCAGACACAAAGCCAAACGCAAAACGCCUCUGCCGCCGCUGCCCCUGCAGCAGGUGGCGAGAAGCGACGCAACAAGACAACAAAUCCAGAUGCAACUGUAUCCGAUGAUUCCAUGUCAAAUGAUGAUCACGAUGGUGGCGGUGGUGGUGGUGGCUCCAUUGCCGAUACAGCAUCCAAUGCAAGUGGUUACACGGUAGCCAAGAGCAAUGAUAAAUCACAUCAUCAUCAUCAUCACUGGCAUCAGAAUAGUCUUAGUCGACAGAAUAGUGAGUCGAGGGAUUCAUUGGCCAACAUACACACACCCACGCAGCAGCAACAGCAGCAGCAACAACAACAACAACAAAGUGCAAUGGAUGUGGGUGCGGAGAGUAAUAAUGAUGGCACAAUGGCAGCAACUCCACCCAUGACCAUGCCAUUGAUAUCCUUAACGUUGGGCAACAAUCUCAAAAAGAAGAAAAUCGAGGCCACCGGCGUUUUUGUCAACGACGAUGACAAUGAUGAGAAUAUCAAUCCCAAAAAGCGUAAACUGGUACCAUUAGACUACGAUGAUAACAUGAGCAAUAGUACACCAUCUGGCCAAGGUGCCACUGGAGGAGCAAGUGGUGGCGGCGGUGGCACAAUCAAUAGCAGCAGCGGCGGCAACAUUUCAUCUGCGGAUCGUCAAAGUUCCGCUGUAUCAGCGGCAACAGCUGCUGCUGCUGCUGUUAGCCAAAAGAUAGCCCAAGGUGGUAAUUCUGGUUCAACGUCAUCGGGCAGUGGGAAUGGCAAAAAUCAUAAUAAUAAUAACAACAACAAUAACAACAGCAGCAGUAGCAACAACAAACAACAGCAUGGCAAACAUGGUAAGAGCGGCGAUGGUGGUGGAGGAGGAGGAGCUGGUGGUGGAUCAGCAACAAGUGGAGAUGCUUGUGCAACUGCAAAUACCAAAAAAGAUGAGAAUGGUGCCAAGGUGCACGAUGAGAAACGGCGGCAUAUUAAAAGCAUUAUUGACAGGAUACCCACACAAAAGGAUGAGCUAUUCAAUUAUAAGCUCGAUCGCAAUGAGAUUGACAGUGGCCUAAUGGAACGGAAAAUACGUCCAUGGAUAAAUAAAAAAAUCAUUGAAUAUAUCGGUGAGCCAGAGCCAACGUUAGUGGAUUUUAUAUGCUCCAAGGUAUUGGCCGGUAGUCCGCCCCAAAGCAUAUUAGACGAUGUCCAAAUGGUGCUGGAUGAGGAAGCAGAGGUAUUUGUGGUUAAAAUGUGGCGACUGCUCAUAUACGAAUUGGAUGCCAAAAAGAGUGGCAUUGCGGGCAAAUAGAUGAUGAGCUGGAGACGUAUCCUGACGCAGGAUAAUGAUAAUGGCGGCGGUGGCAUACGAGAGCAGAGAGAUGAAACGUUGCAUAGAUUUUAAGUUUACUUUAUUAAGAAAUUUACCUAGAAACCAUAUGAAAAUGAAAAAAAACUAUAUAUAUAUAUAUAUAUAUAUAUAUAUAUAUAUAUACAACAUCCAUACGAUUAUCACAAUGUGUACAUAAAAAAAAGAGGGGCGUGCACCACAAAAAACUGACAAAACUAAAUCUUAAAAACCGAAAAAUAAGAAGGAUAACUCUAGAUCAAAAA